GAGACUGAAACAAAACUCUCCAGCCUGUUCCAUGUGACCUCUCAAAUUGCAAACAAAACUAAAAGAAAAAGGCAGGGAAAGGAGGUGGAGAGAGAGAAGGGACUUGUUUUUACUGAGUCCGGCACAAAAUGGAAUUCCUUCCCAGCUAUUCCCCAGAAAUUUGGAUGCUCCUCGGUAUCUUCUUGGCCCUAUUUAUGCUCUAUGGCAUCUGGCCCUACAAUUUCUUUAAGAAGCUGGGCGUUCCUGGACCAAGGCCUUUGCCUUUCAUUGGCACUUUUCUCAAAUACCGGAACGGCAUUAACAACUUUGACCAGAGCUGCUAUGAGAAGUAUGGCAAAAUCUGGGGACUAUUUGAUGGCCGCCAGCCAGUGAUGGCUAUUUUGGAUCCUACCAUCAUUAAAACAAUCCUAAUAAAAGAAUUCUACACCAGUUUCACCAACCGUCGGGACUUUGGGUUGAAUGGAGAGCUGGACACAUCGAUAAUUACAGUCAGAGAUGAACAAUGGAAGAGGAUCCGCACAGUCCUGUCUCCAAACUUCACCAGUGGGAGACUGAAGGAUAUGAUGCCCAUCAUCAACCAUUAUGGGAAAAAGUUGGUGGAAAAUGUCCAGAAGAACGUGGGAAACGAUGAAUCCAUAGACAUGAAAGUCCUCUUUGGAGCCUACAGCAUGGAUGUAGUCGCCAGCACUUCAUUCAGCAUCAACGUGGACUCCAUCAACAACCCCAAUGAUCCUUUCGUCAGGCAUGUCAAGGAUUUUUUGAAGCUCAGUGUUUUCAACCCAGUAAUAUUCUUGCUUGUUAUUUUCCCAUGCCUUAGACCCCUUUUUGAGGCUCUAAAAUUCAGCCUGACGCCAGCGUCGCUCACCAAUUUCUUCAUGGAUGUGCUCAAAAAAAUCAAGAAGGAUCGGCAAGAGAGUAACCAUAAGGGCCGAGUUGACUUUCUGCAGCUAAUGAUGGACUCCCAAAUUUCAGAGAACACUUCAGAAGAGGCAAAGUCAUAUAAAGCUCUAACUGACAAAGAGAUCUUGACACAGGCCAUAAUCUUUAUUUUUGGGGGCUAUGAGACCACUAGCAGUGCCCUCAGCUUCUUGUCUUAUUCCCUGGCCAUCCACCCAGAUGUCCAACAGAAGCUGCAGGAAGAGAUUGAUAAAGCACUUCCCAACCAGGCUACUCCCAGCUAUGAUGCGGUCUUUCAGAUGGACUAUCUGGACAUGGUGGUAAAUGAAACUCUCAGGCUCUAUCCUCCAGGAGGACGGAUUGAAAGAGCUUGCAAAAACACUGUGGAAAUCAAUGGAGUGACCAUCCCGGAAGGAACAGUGGUUAUAAUCGCUGCUUUUGUCCUGCAUCGUAACCCGGAAUAUUGGCCAGACCCAGAAGAAUACAGACCAGAGAGGUUCAGUAAAGAGAACAAGGAAAGCCUAAACCCAUACGUCUACUUGCCUUUUGGAGCGGGUCCCAGGAACUGUAUUGGAAUGCGUUUUGCUCUGCUGGUCUUGAAAGUGGCCGUUGUGGUCCUGCUGCAAAAGUUUUCCUUCCGAACCUGCAAAGAGACACCGAUCCCCUUGGAAGUGGCCGGCACUGUCUUCCUGGAACCCAAAAGGCCCAUCAAGCUGAAGUUGGUGCCCAGGACUGUUUCUGGACCUGAGGAAUAGAGAAAUCGGAAACGGCACCUUCUGCAUCACAGAAUUGAUCGAUACUGCGGUUAGAAAAUUUAGUGAACUGGGCUGAAAACUGUAUCUGGGAGACCAGAUUUAUGAAUUCAUCCUACCGAACCUGUGACUGGAGUCAAGAAUGGAGCAAAUUGUUGUUUUUCAUUUCAGGAGCUUUACUGAAUUAAUACUGAGAUAGUACAAUCCUAUAUGCAUCUACUCAGAAUAAGCCCAGUCGCAUUCAUAUACUACUCUCUGCAAAAUAUGUAUAGAAUUACAGCCUUAAUUUGCUUAAUUUAAGCUGAUAGAGAAAGCAAAAGUAAAGCAGUAAGACAUUCUUUAACUUUCUUAAAUCGAUGUCUAUGUAUAAGAGAGGAUAUAUUGUUUGCCUAUGCUGCUUUUUUGCUUAAAGGCCCCAAAAAAACAGUGUACAUGAGAAACAAUAUAAGAAUAAAAGGGGAUGCAUUUGAGGAAAUAGACUUAAGUCUACAAAAGCCAA
Messenger RNA from Sceloporus undulatus (fence lizard), 2148 nucleotides. Its product is annotated as cytochrome P450 3A29-like. The transcript is spliced from 13 exons. Gene Ontology annotation, biological process: oxidative demethylation; steroid metabolic process. Gene Ontology annotation, molecular function: oxidoreductase activity, acting on paired donors, with incorporation or reduction of molecular oxygen; iron ion binding; heme binding. NCBI's taxonomy places the organism in Eukaryota, Metazoa, Chordata, Lepidosauria, Squamata, Phrynosomatidae. Bases 129 to 1652 code for a protein of 507 amino acids. The record is from RefSeq and is a predicted model, not a curated record.